AUGAACUUCUCGCAUGGCUCGUAUGAGUACCAUCAAUCGGUCAUCGAUAACACUCGCAAGAGUUUCGAAUUAUAUCCCGGUCGCCCUGUGGCCAUCGCGCUGGACAACAAAGGCCCCGAGAUCCGCACGGGUAACAUGCGGGACAAUGUCGAGCUGCCCAUCAGUGCCGGCCAUGAAAUGAUCUUUAGCGUCAACCCGGAAUACAAGGACAUUUGUGACGACAAGGUCAUGUAUCUGGACUACAAGAACCUGCCCAACGUCAUCAAGCCCGGCAAGAUGAUCUAUGUUGACGACGGCGUCCUUUCCUUUGAUGUUCUCAGCAUCGAUGGCGACGACAUUCGCGUCCGUGCCCGCAACAACGGCCGUCUCUGUGCCCACAAGGGCGUCAACUUGCCCGGCACCGACGUCGACCUGCCUGCCCUCUCCGAAAAGGACAAGGCCGACCUGCGCUUUGGCGUCAAGAACAAGGUCGACAUGGUCUUUGCCUCCUUUGUCCGCCGUGGUCAGGACGUCAAAGAUAUCCGUGAGGUCCUUGGCGACGAUGGCAAGCAUAUCAAGAUCAUUUCCAAGAUCGAGAACCAUCAAGGUGUCACCAACUUUGACGAUAUUCUGGCAGAAACGGACGGUGUCAUGGUUGCACGUGGCGACAUGGGCAUCGAAAUCCCCUUGGAGCGCGUUUUUAUUGCCCAGAAGAUGAUGAUCACCAAGUGCAACCUUGCUGGCAAGCCUGUUAUCUGUGCCACUCAAAUGUUGGAGUCCAUGACCUACAACCCUCGUCCUACCCGUGCCGAAGUGUCCGAUGUCGCCAAUGCCGUCUUGGAUGGUGCCGACUGUGUCAUGUUGUCUGGUGAGACCGCCAAGGGCAACUACCCGGUCGAAGCCGUCACUACCAUGCACGACAUUUGCAAACUGGCCGAAUCGGUUCUGUGCUAUCCCGCCACCUUUAACGAAUUGCGCUCGCUCACUGCCCUGCCCACCGAGACCACCGAGACCGUUGCGUGUGCUGCUGUCAGCGCUGCCCACGAGCAGAGCGCCGGUGCCAUCAUUGUCUUGACCACCUCGGGUAACAGUGCCCGCUUCCUGUCCAAAUACAGACCCCAGUGCCCCAUCAUCGUCGUCACCCGUAACCCUCAGGUCGCUCGUCAGGUCCACUUGUACCGUGGCUGCUUCCCCUAUCUCUAUCCCAAGCCCAGCUCGCACCCUACCGCUUCCUUGUUGUCGCCCAGCGCUGCUCACUUGGCAAGCCCAGCUGAUGUUGCUCCCUGGCAGGAGGAUGUGGAUGCUAGAUUGAUGUGGGGUAUGGAGCAGGCCAUCAAAUACGGCUUGUUGAAGCACGGUCAACCCGUUGUUGCUGUGCAAGGUUGGAAGGGUGGCCUUGGCAACACAAACACCCUCCGUGUCCUGUUUACCCCUUAA
Molecule: messenger RNA, 1416 nt
Organism: Zychaea mexicana
Lineage: Eukaryota; Fungi; Mucoromycota; Mucoromycetes; Mucorales; Lichtheimiaceae
Product: pyruvate kinase
Exons: 7
Coding region: 1-1416 (471 amino acids)
Biological process (GO): glycolytic process
Cellular component (GO): cytoplasm
Molecular function (GO): potassium ion binding; magnesium ion binding; pyruvate kinase activity
Source: RefSeq, a predicted model, not a curated record